AUGACGACUUUACCACAAUUUAAUACAAAUAGUCAAGUAGCAACAAGACCUGUUUUACUGCAACUAGAGGAUCAAUAUAAUAAGCGUAUCGAUGAUGAUAUAGCGAAGUUAGUAGAUUGCUUUACAGAUAUAGUUAAAGCUGGAGAGGUACGCUCAUGCGAAUCACUUCUUUCACUCAUUGGCGAGUUAAAACAGAAUCUCUUACUGAAUGACACAAAGACAUUGACAGCUUUACGGCAAAAACGAUCAGAGAAGCUUACAGAGAAUACUGCAGCUAUAAAAGGGAGACUUUCAACAAUGAGAUCGGAGCUAGCAGAAACUAUUUAUGACCUAGAAACGGUGUAUUAUCGUUCCUUAACAAACAACUGA
Molecule: messenger RNA, 369 nt
Organism: Mycotypha africana
Lineage: Eukaryota; Fungi; Mucoromycota; Mucoromycetes; Mucorales; Mycotyphaceae
Exons: 2
Coding region: 1-369 (122 amino acids)
Biological process (GO): regulation of transcription by RNA polymerase II
Cellular component (GO): mediator complex
Molecular function (GO): transcription coregulator activity
Source: RefSeq, a predicted model, not a curated record